This is a messenger RNA of Polistes canadensis, 1750 nucleotides long. It is a transcript of the gene Prps, whose product is annotated as ribose-phosphate pyrophosphokinase 1. Gene Ontology annotation, cellular component: ribose phosphate diphosphokinase complex; cytoplasm. Lineage: Eukaryota; Metazoa; Arthropoda; Insecta; Hymenoptera; Vespidae. Gene Ontology annotation, molecular function: ribose phosphate diphosphokinase activity; magnesium ion binding. Gene Ontology annotation, biological process: ribonucleoside monophosphate biosynthetic process; 5-phosphoribose 1-diphosphate biosynthetic process; purine nucleotide biosynthetic process. The record is from RefSeq and is a predicted model, not a curated record. Bases 245 to 1393 code for a protein of 382 amino acids. The transcript has 6 exons.
GCCGCGUGAUGUUAGAAAACUGAAAUCUAACGCAUGUUUUUCCUUUUUUGUUUGUUGUCUUCUUCAUUUUCUUAAUUAAGCAAUGAAAGACGUAUGGGACUAUGUCGUAAAAGAUCUAAUGACGAUAAGAAAAUGAAAAAGAAUAAUAAUAUUUAACGCAGUAACAAUAUCCGAUUGAAAGUGGGCGGAGCUAAGGCUCGUUACGUUACUUCCGGUGGCGCAGAGAAGGGAUGUAUACCAUUGGAUGGGGGUUUUCGGUACUUUCUGUUUUUCAGUUAUGCCUGUGUCGCAGCCAGUGCGUGCUAAGAGUUUGUUACGGGCAAACUUGGAAAAUUCUCGCGCUAGGUUAUUACAAACCAGGAUGCCGAAUAUAAAAGUAUUCAGUGGUACAUCUCAUCCUGAGCUUGCUCAACGAAUUGUUGAUAGGCUUGGGAUUGACAUUGGAAAAGUUGUCACGAAGAAGUUCAGCAACCUCGAGACAUGCGUGGAAAUAGGAGAAUCCGUCAGAGGAGAAGACGUGUACAUUGUUCAAAGUGGAAGCGGAGAAGUUAAUGAUAAUUUGAUGGAACUUUUGAUUAUGAUCAAUGCUUGCAAAAUAGCAUCUGCAUCCAGAGUUACAGCGGUAAUCCCGUGUUUCCCAUACGCAAGGCAGGAUAAAAAAGACAAGGGAGGCGAUGGUGGUGACAAGUCGAAUUCCAAUAAGAGUCUUAUUGUCAUGAAGUCAAACGAGUGGAAAUUCAGGAGUCGUGCACCAAUCUCAGCUAAAUUAGUAGCGAAUAUGCUGUCAGUGGCAGGGGCUGAUCAUAUAAUAACCAUGGAUCUGCAUGCUAGUCAAAUACAAGGCUUCUUUGAUAUUCCGGUCGACAACUUAUUCGCCGAACCAGCCGUUUUAAAAUGGAUUAAAGAAAAUAUCGUCGAAUGGAGGAAUAGUAUUAUAGUUUCUCCAGACGCUGGUGGUGCCAAAAGGGUAACGUCAAUUGCUGAUCGACUUAAUAUCGAAUUCGCGCUUAUUCAUAAAGAAAGGAAAAAGGCGAAUGAAGUAGCAAGUAUGGUACUAGUAGGUGACGUUAAGGAUAGGGUAGCAAUAUUGGUCGAUGAUAUGGCUGAUACAUGUGGCACAAUAUGCCAUGCUGCGGAAAAACUUUUAGAGGCUGGCGCAACACAAGUUUAUGCCAUUCUUACACAUGGAAUUUUCAGUGGACCAGCUAUUAGUAGAAUCAAUAACGCAUGUUUCGAGGCGGUCGUAGUAACUAAUACCAUUCCUCAAGAUGAACACAUGAAAGAUUGUCCAAAAAUACAGUGUAUCGAUGUCUCAAUGAUGUUUGCCGAAGCUGUCAGAAGGACCCACAAUGGGGAAUCUGUAUCGUACCUAUUCUCUAAUGUGCCAUACUAGGUGUAAAAUUAAUUAUAGUAUACUCUUCUAAUAAUGAAUGAAGAAAAAGAAUGUAGUCUUUUUACAUUUGUUUAUUAUUAUUCCUAGUUUAGUCAAAAGCUAUUACCUUCAUCAGUUAAUGAGGGGGAAUAAUAUUUUUAAAUUCAUCAGAUCUUUUCUUCCUUUAUUUUUUUUUUUUUUUUUUUAUUUCUUUUUGGUGACGAUUGUUGAUGGAAAUUAUAGUAAUGUAUAUCUGCCAUUAUGUUAGAGUUUUCAAAAUAGUAUGUUUGUCGCUAUUAGAUUGAUAAGUAGAUUUUUCGUGAGUUAAAAUUAUUUUAUUAUAUGUAUGCUAAGAAAUAAGAAAAUCUAAGGAAAUCA